Molecule: messenger RNA, 5285 nt
Organism: Conger conger (European conger)
Lineage: Eukaryota; Metazoa; Chordata; Actinopteri; Anguilliformes; Congridae
Gene: aclya
Product: ATP citrate lyase a
Exons: 30
Coding region: 170-3559 (1129 amino acids)
Biological process (GO): tricarboxylic acid cycle; fatty acid biosynthetic process; citrate metabolic process
Cellular component (GO): cytosol
Molecular function (GO): ATP citrate synthase activity
Source: RefSeq, a predicted model, not a curated record
GAGAAAACCAGGAGAAAGAAGAACACGUACAAGGCGGACGCGGUGAGAGCAGCACAGGACAGCACGAGUGCCAAAGACUGGGGCUGCGCACCAUAUCAUCUAACCGUAGACGUUUUCCCGGACACCUCAUUCUUACAGGAAUAUAAACCUAUCUGUGGACUGAGCAGCCAUGUCAGCCAAAGCCAUCUCGGAGCAGACAGGGAAGGAGUUCCUCUACAAGUACAUCUGCACCUCAGCCGCCGUGCAGAACCGCUUCAAGUACGCCAGCGUGACCAACGACACCGACUGGGACCGACUUGCUCAGGACCACCCCUGGCUGCUCACAGAGCGGUUGGUGGUGAAGCCAGACCAGCUGAUAAAGAGGAGAGGGAAGCUGGGUCUGGUGGGGGUCGACCUGGACCUGCCGGGCGUGCGGGAAUGGCUGAAGCCCCGCCUCAUGAGGGAGACCACGGUCGGAAAAGCUAAGGGCACCCUGAAGAAUUUCCUCAUCGAGCCGUUUGUAGCUCAUGAACAGGAGGAGGAGUUCUACGUCUGCAUCUACGCCACGCGAGAGGGCGACUACGUGCUCUUCCACCACGAGGGCGGGGUGGACGUGGGCGACGUGGACUCCAAGGCCCAGAAGCACCUGGUGGCGGUGGAUGAGAAGCUGAGCGAGGAAACAGUGCUGAGUCAGCUGCUCACCCACGUGCCCCCCGGCAAGAAAGAGGUGCUGGCCAGCUUCAUUGUGGGACUCUUCAAUCUGUACGAGGACUUGUACUUCACCUACCUGGAGAUAAACCCACUGGUGGUCACCGAAGAGGGUGUCUUCGUACUGGAUAUGGCGGCCAAAAUCGAUGCCACGGCUGACUACAUAUGCAAGGCGAAGUGGGGAGACGUGGAGUUCCCACCGCCCUUUGGGAGGGAGGCCUACCCUGAGGAAGCCUACAUCGCAGACCUGGACUCCAAGAGCGGAGCCAGCCUGAAGCUGACCCUGCUCAACCCAAGGGGCAGGAUCUGGACCAUGGUGGCCGGCGGAGGGGCAUCUGUGGUGUACAGUGACACCAUCUGUGACUUGGGCGGAGUGGACGAGCUGGCUAACUACGGGGAGUACUCCGGGGCGCCCAGCGAGCAGCAGACGUACGACUACGCCAAGACCAUCCUGUCGCUAAUGACCCGGGAGAAACACAAAGACGGAAAAGUCUUGAUCAUUGGCGGAAGCAUUGCCAACUUCACAAAUGUUGCUGCCACUUUCAAGGGCAUCGUGCGAGCCAUCAAAGACUACCAGGUCCCCCUGCAGGAGCACGAGGUCACCAUCUUCGUGCGCCGAGGAGGCCCCAACUACCAGGAGGGGCUGAGGGUGAUGGGAGAAGUGGGGAAGACCACUGGGAUCCCCAUCCACGUUUUCGGCACGGAGACCCACAUGACCGCCAUCGUUGGCAUGGCGCUGGGUCACAGGCCCAUCCCCAACCAGCCUCCCGUGGCCGCGCACACCGCCAACUUCCUCCUCAACUCCAGUGGCAGCAUUUCGACCCCAGCUGCCAGCAGGACCGCCUCCUUUUCUGAGCCCAAGUUGCACAACGACGCCACGCCUGCCAAAAAGUCCAAGCCGGGCAUCCCCCCAGAUCAGGGUUGCUCCUGGGAUGCAGCAACCUUCUCCCAGUUCUUCUGUGAAAAGCCUUCCUUCCUGUGUACGGUCUCACGAGAACAGCAGGCCCCGUCACACAAAGUCGGAGCGAAGGCCACCACUCUCUUCAGCAAGCACACAAAGUCCAUUGUGUGGGGCAUGCAGACGAGGGCAGUGCAGGGCAUGCUGGACUUUGACUACGUUUGUUCCCGCGAGGACCCCUCUGUGGCGGCUAUGGUCUACCCCUUCACUGGGGACCACAAGCAGAAGUUCUACUGGGGCCACAAGGAAAUCUUAAUCCCGGUGUACAAGAACAUGGCCGAUGCCAUGAAGAAGCACCCGGAGGUGGACGUGCUCAUCAGCUUCGCCUCGCUGCGCUCGGCCUUUGACAGCACCAUGGAGACCAUGCAGCACCCCCAGAUCCACACCAUUGCAAUCAUUGCAGAGGGCAUCCCUGAGGCUCAGACCAGGAAAAUCAUUAAGAGAGCAGACGAGAGGGGUGUGACCAUCAUUGGUCCAGCAACGGUGGGUGGGAUCAAACCUGGCUGCUUUAAAAUCGGAAACACCGGGGGCAUGCUGGACAACAUCCUGGCCUCUAAGCUCUACCGGCCGGGCAGCGUGGCCUACGUGUCCCGCUCCGGAGGAAUGUCCAACGAGCUCAACAACAUCAUCUCCCGCACGACUGACGGUGUCUUCGAGGGAGUGGCCAUCGGGGGCGACAGGUACCCAGGCUCCACAUUCAUGGAGCAUGUACUGCGCUAUCAGGACACCCCUGGAGUCAAGAUGAUCGUGGUGCUGGGAGAGAUUGGAGGCACGGAGGAAUACAGGAUUUGCCAAGGCAUCAAAGAAGGCAGGCUCACCAAACCUGUGGUGUGCUGGUGCAUCGGGACCUGUGCUACCAUGUUCUCCUCCGAGGUGCAAUUUGGCCAUGCUGGGGCCUGCGCCAACCAGGCCUCCGAGACGGCAGUGGCCAAGAACCAGGCCUUGAGCGAGGCGGGGGCCUUUGUUCCCAAAAGCUUUGAUGAACUGGGGGAUGUCAUCAGGUCAGUUUAUGAGGACCUUGUAGCCGAAGGUAUCAUCAUUCCGGCACAGGAGGUGCCCCCCCCAACAGUGCCAAUGGACUACUCUUGGGCAAGGGAGUUGGGUCUGAUCCGGAAGCCAGCCUCCUUCAUGACCAGCAUCUGCGAUGAGCGGGGUCAGGAGCUGAUCUAUGCCGGCAUGCCCAUUACAGAGGUCUUCAAAGAGGAGAUGGGCCUGGGAGGAGUGCUGGGGCUGCUCUGGUUCCAGAGAAGGUUGCCACGGUAUGCCUGCCAGUUCAUAGAGAUGUGCCUGAUGGUGACAGCGGAUCACGGUCCAGCAGUGUCCGGUGCCCACAACACCAUCGUCUGUGCCCGUGCUGGAAAGGAUCUCAUCUCGAGCUUGACAUCAGGCCUGCUCACCAUCGGUGACCGCUUCGGAGGGGCUCUGGAUGCUGCUGCCAGGAUGUUCAGCAAGGCUUUCGACAGCGGCCUCCUGCCCAUGGAGUUUGUCAACAAGAUGAAGAAAGAGGGCAAACUGAUCAUGGGCAUCGGACACAGGGUGAAGUCGAUCAACAAUCCUGACAUGAGAGUCCAGAUACUGAAGGACUUUGUGAAGCAGCAUUUUCCUGCCACACAGCUGCUGGACUACGCCCUGGAUGUAGAGAAGAUCACCACCUCUAAGAAACCCAACCUCAUCCUGAAUGUGGAUGGAUUCAUCGGGGUGGCUUUUGUGGACCUGCUCAGGACAUGUGGCGGAUUCACACGGGAUGAAGCUGAUGAGUUUGUGGAGAUCGGGGCCCUGAAUGGAAUCUUCGUCCUGGGUCGUAGCAUGGGCUUCAUUGGACACUACUUGGACCAGAAGAGACUGAAGCAGGGUCUGUACAGGCACCCUUGGGACGACAUCUCCUACGUGCUUCCAGAACACAUGUCCAUGUAACUGCGGAAACUGUAGAGCCAGCCUUAUCCUGGAAGGCGAAGCCCAGGACCACUGCUUUCAGUUCUCUCUCCAUUACUGCAACUGGAAAGAAGGGGUGUGGAUGGGGAAAGGUGAUUUGGUGGAGGGACAUUGGGUUCGGAUGGGUAGUUGUUCACCAGUUCUUCAUCAGCCACAAUAGAAGAGAAACUAUGACCGGUAGUAUGAUUGACAAAAGACAUUUUGCUUAUUGAUUCACAGGACAAACUAGGGGAGAUUCAGCGCAGGUUAAAACAGUGUGGUCACAUCAAGGGAAGGGGAGUGGGAGGCAAAUUUUAGCUGGGGGGGGUCUUCGGUUUUUAUGACCACAGUGGCACAUGGUAUGAACCGACCCACACUUUCAGUCUCUCACCGUAUGCAAUAUUCAUGGAGCCCGGUGGUUUUGGUUCAUCCUGAUUGAUUUACAGUUGGCUGCCCUUUCAUCACCUAGCACAAAAUACUGUAUUACUUCUUUAACAACACACUAGCAUGAGUACCUGGCUGUGUUUAAGUUAAUGCUACCAUAUCCCAGUGUUCUCGUCAAAUCUCUUCAAAGAAGUGUGCCGUUCAAAUCAAAGGCAUGCUGUGCUAUCCAAGUUACUGCACCUUAAUCAGCCACUUGCUAUAGCGAAAUGUAUACAGAAAUAGUGUGUAAAAACAAAAACAACAUGGUAGUAAGUAGCCUUUGAAUGCAAGUGCAGACCUAAAGUGUUAGCCACUGGCACUGUUUGAGAGUGGUGAGUUAUAUGAUGCUAUUCCUCUGACGACUAGGUGUCUUAGACCUGACUUUGACCCUCACAUCCUCCUGGGUUCACAGCUGCACAUGACCUCCAUAGCCCCAUAGCCUUAUGGGUGUGCACAUGAGUAUUAUAGUGAUAUUCCUGCCCUGUUGGAGCGUAUGAGCAGACCUCAGUGGCUGUUGAUAGAAACAUACCCUCCCCUCUGCUCCUUAUUUGGCAUUGAAUACAUUGUCCAUAAAACAUUAAACUUCAUCAUAAAUUUACCACUGUUGUAAAAUAACAAGUACUCACACUAAUUUAAACAUGUCUUGGCAUGUUAUGAGGCCAGUUUAGGGGUUGCCUGACUCGUAGAUAGCCAUUGUCUUUUGCAGACUGCAGACCUGAUGUGAAUUAUGUUGGGAAAUGAUAUUUUGCAAUUUUGUGUAUAAGGUGGGGGUUGGUCCAGCAGUGAAGCUCUCGAAAUUCUGUUAACUCGCUGUUUACUUCUCCUAUUGGCCCCUAUGAAACAUGUGACCACUUCUUCUUUUACCUCACCCCAGGUCUCCUCAUUCAAAAAAACAAACAAACCUUGGUAAAUUUAGGUGAUGUUGACUCUUGAAUAAGGCCCAGUAAGUCUUGACUUGUGAGGGACCAUAGUAAUCAAGGCAUUUCCUUUUACCCAAAUGUGAUGACUUGUUGGCAAGCAUGACCCCCACGUGCCAUUAUUCCUGUGAGCUGUGAGGUUCUGUAACAAGGGUCUAUCUGUGUUUAGUAGUACAUUUCAUUUCCACACUCAUCAAGAGAUAUCCACAAAUAUUAAACGGAUCACCAACACUUUGGAAAGAACUGUCAACCUGCUAUGUUCCAUUUUUAUACGUUUUACUCCGUUUUAUUUGAUGUGAAAUUAAUGUGCUUCUGUAUUGCUAAUGUAAGUAAUAUAUUAAUAACUUUAAACUGUAAUAUUGUAGUAUAAUAAAGUACCUCUUGGAUAA